ACGGCAUUUUAUACCCUGGGAAUCGAAAUUUAUUUUUAGCGCUGCGCCGAAAUCUCCACUUUUCAUUUGCUUAUAUCUCGAAAACGGAAAAUCAGCAAAUGAAAUUUUGAAUGGUGCAAUUAUCCGCAAAUAAGGUGCAAUUAUUGUAGAUAUUACAGAAGUAAAAAUAAUGACUUUGAAAAAACCAUUUCGCUAACUUUAUAAUGCUCUGGGACAGGGCCAUUCCAUCCGCAUUGACAUUAUUGACAAUUCAUUGUUGAUUGUUUGUGAUUGUUCUAAAUAGUAAACAUAAAUAAAACAUUCCACGCUUUUUAUAUUAUAAGUGUAACAAAAUGGAAGUAAAACAAGAAAUUACGGAGGAAACGUGCAAAAUAGAAAUAGAGUAUAAUCACUUAGAUGAUGCUCUUUUGGAUAGCUUUAAAUGUGAAGUUCAGGAUGAAUCCAACCACCAGGACACAUGUGAUUCUGUAGACUUGAAGAAAUGUCCCAUGAAUAAUGAAAUAGAACAACAUGGAAAUAAACUCAACCCAUUUGAAGAAGACCAAAUAACUGAAAAAGGUUAUCCCCAAGAUGAAAACAAAACGGAAAUUACGGAAAAACUCGUUGAAUAUUCAUCUUACAAAGGAAAUGACAUGAAUCGACACACGGAAGGAAAACUAUCGAAUAGAAAUAUGAAAGUUGCGACUGAAAAAAGACUUUAUAAAUGUGAAAUUUGUUCUAAGAAGUUUUCUCACAAAUGUUUUUUGAAAAUACAUAUGAGAGCACAUACUGGGGAAAAACCAUACAAGUGUGAAAUUUGUUUUAAGAAGUUUAGUACAGCAGGUUAUUUGAAAACACAUCUGAGACUGCACACUGGAGAAAAACCGUAUAAGUGUAAAAUUUGUUUCAAGCAGUUUAUGACUGCAGGUAAUUUGAAAACACAUUUGAGAGUUCACACUGGAGAAAAACCUCACCAGUGUGAAAUUUGUUUUAAGCAAUUUAGUACAGCAGGUUCUUUGAAAGAACAUUUGAGAGUGCACACUGGAGAAAAACCUCACAAGUGUGAAAUUUGUUUAAAACGAUUUAUUAGAACAGGUCAUUUGAAAGCACAUUUGAUAGUGCAUACUGGAGAAAAACCUCACAAGUGUGAAAUUUGUUUUAAGCAAUUAAGUACAGCUCGUUAUUUGAAAGAACAUUUGAGAGUCCACACUGGAGAAAAACCUCACAAGUGUGAAAUUUGUUUAAAGCGAUUUAUUAGAACAAGUCAUUUGAAAGCACAUUUGAGAGUACAUACUGGAGAAGAACUCCACAAGUGUGAAAUUUGUUUUAAGCAAUUUAGUGAAGCAGGUAAAUUAAAAAGACAUUUGACAGUCCACACUGGAGAUAAACCUCACAAGUGUGAACUUUGUUUUAAGCAGUUUAAUCAAGCAUGUGAUUUGAAAGUACAUUUAAGAACACACACUGGAGAAAAACCAUACAAGUGUGAAAUUUGUUUUAAGCCGUUUAGUGAAGCAACUAAUUUGAAAAAACAUUUGAGAGUGCACACUGGAGAAAAACCUCACAAGUGUGAAAUUUGUUUUAAGCAUUUUUCUCAAAAAAUUCACUUGAAAUUGCAUUUGAGAUUGCACACGUGAAAAAAUUUCUUUUAAAUAAUUUGGUACACUACAUGAUUUGAAACAACAUACUUACUCAGUGGCGUUACAAAUCCUCGUGGGUUUUAGCCGAGUCGACAGCAUGCCUCCACUCUUCUCCGUCUUGGGUAAUAUCUUUCCAAUUCUCCACGCCCAUAGUUUUCAGGUUUCCUGCUUUAUUAUCUCGCCACCGCAGUCGUGGGCGUCCGCGUGAUCUUCCAAUUGGGACAUCCUCCCAUACCAACCUUACUGCUCUUUGGUCGAAUGUCUUCUGAAGUGUCCUGCCCAUUGAAGUCUUCUGAACUUUGUUUUUUAUGAUGUUGGCAUCUGGGUAUACUUCUUCGACCUCUUUGUUAGUUCUUAUACUAUAUUGUCCUGCUGCUUCAUCAAGCAAAGGCCCAAAGAUCUUUGUUAUGAUUUUUCUUUCCAAACACGUAGUCUCUCUUCGUUUGCCUUUGUUAUCGUCCACGUUUCGCUUCCAUACAUCACAACGGGUCGUAUGAUUGUUUUAUAUACUUGUAUUUUUGUACGUCUUUAUUUGUUGUUUCGAUUUUAAAAGUGGUUUGAAGGGCCUAAAGACAUCUGUUGUCAGCUUGUAUCCUAUUGUUUAUUUCUUGUGAUCCGUUAUUAUCUUCAGUUAUCGUUGUCGCAAGAUACUUAAAUUCUCUAUCGGGCUCAAAGUUAAAAUCAUCGAUGGUGAUGUUCUGACCGAUUCUGUCGCUGCUUUGGUUAUUGCGGCUCAUAUACAGUCGGAAAUAUGAAAGAAUACCCAUGAAUGAUCACAUUAAUCACUUAUUUUGUAUUUGCUGUCUUUUUCUAUAACAAACGUUUGUUAUUUUUAGAAAAAUACAGCAAAUACAAAACAAGUGAUUCAUGUGAUCGUUCAUGGGUAUUCUUUCAUGUUUCCGACUGUACAUAUAUUUAGUUUUACUUUUAUUAAAUAGGAGCCCCAUCUUCUCUGCUUCCUUCUCGAACCUGGCUAAAGUCUCCUUAAUCCUUAAUCUUGCGUUUCUUAUUAAAUCGAUAUCAUCUGUAAAUGCCAACAGUAAGUUAGGUCCUUCUCUAUGAAAUACUGUAGUCGUUUUUUCGAUUCUUGCACUUCUAAUUAUGUGUUCCAGAGCUAAGUUGAAGAGUUGUGGUGAAAGUGCAUCCCCCUGUUUUAGUUCAUUGUUUAUUUCGAAUGUAUCCGAGUAUUGUUCUUUAACUCUGAUCUCACAUCGUAACCUUCCAUACAGAUCCAUAUCAAACUGAUUAGUUUUUUUGGAAAGCCCAGUUUCUGCAUCGCUGUCCACGUUCUAGCCUUGCAUACUCUAUCAAAUGAUUGUUUAAAAUCUCUGAACAUCUGAUGAAGCUCACGAUCAAACGCCCAGCAUUUUUCCAUUAUCUGUUUUAUUGAGAAUAUAUUGUCAAUAGUAGAGCGGCCCGGUUUUAAUCCGCAUUGAUAAUCCCAACGAUUUCUUGUGUAUGUUUUGGUUAGUUCUAGCAGGAUGUUUACAAGGACUUUGUAGGUGGUAUAUAGGAGUGUUAUUCCCCAAUAGUUAAUACAUUGCUUAUGUUUCCUUUUUUGUGGAUUGGUACAAUAACCCCUUUUAUCCAUUCACCUGGCAUUGUUUCUUCUCGCCAAAUGACUUGAAUUAACUUGUAUAUUAUAGAACUGUACAACGCUUCUCCUUCGUGUUUUAAGCACUCUGCGGGUAUACCAUCGCUAUCUGGUGCCUUAUUAUUUAAGUUUUUUAAUUGCCUGGGUUACUUCUUCGUAUCUCGGAUAUUGGUCUUCUAUUUCAGCUGUAUGUAUUUCUUCUAUAUUUGAUGUAUUUCUGCUAGAUUGGUCGUUUAACAGUUGACAGAAGUAUUAC
This is a messenger RNA of Diabrotica virgifera virgifera (western corn rootworm), 3466 nucleotides long. RefSeq names its product zinc finger protein 112-like. The transcript is spliced from 2 exons. Gene Ontology annotation, biological process: regulation of transcription by RNA polymerase II; central nervous system development. Gene Ontology annotation, cellular component: nucleus. The record is from RefSeq and is a predicted model, not a curated record. Bases 333 to 1613 code for a protein of 426 amino acids. NCBI's taxonomy places the organism in Eukaryota, Metazoa, Arthropoda, Insecta, Coleoptera, Chrysomelidae. Gene Ontology annotation, molecular function: RNA polymerase II cis-regulatory region sequence-specific DNA binding; DNA-binding transcription activator activity, RNA polymerase II-specific.